Molecule: messenger RNA, 9140 nt
Organism: Nanorana parkeri
Lineage: Eukaryota; Metazoa; Chordata; Amphibia; Anura; Dicroglossidae
Gene: MXRA5
Product: matrix remodeling associated 5
Exons: 8
Coding region: 1-8811 (2936 amino acids)
Cellular component (GO): extracellular region
Molecular function (GO): protein binding
Source: RefSeq, a predicted model, not a curated record
AUGCCGUGGGAUGUACGUGCAGACACACACAUACCUGCACAGUGGUACAUGGCCAAGCAUGAUUCUCUGAGCCAAACCAAGUGUGAACUCAUGCUUCUUGGCAAUACCGCUAUCAAAUAUGACAGCUUCCUGCUAUCAAUGGUUGCUAAGGAAGUAGUGGGUGUCUGCACCUGGCGCAUCCUUAGAAAUCACCGAUGUCACCUGGGAAUCAUCAGCAAUAUGACAGCUCAGAAAGUUGUCAUUCGGCCAGGGUCCAUUGAUGAAAAAAUGAAGACGUUAACGAAAAUGUUUAGCCGGAUUCAUUUAUGGUUGUUGCCAGUAAUUAUUGUAACUUCAAGAUUUCCACACAGCAUAUUAUCCUGUCCUCACCCAUGUGCCUGCUAUGUUAACACUGAAGUCCAUUGCACUUUUCGAUCACUAGCAACAGUACCAACAAGGAUACCAAAACAUGUAGAAAGGAUUAAUUUGGGGUUUAACAGCAUUCAAUCCAUACCUGAAAAUUCAUUUGCUGGGCUUUCAAAACUGGAGAUGCUUUUGAUUCAUAGCAAUGAUGUGCAAAACAUUCCCAAUGGAGCUUUUAAAGACCUGAAUUCUCUGCAGGUUUUCAAAAUGAGCUACAACAAGCUGAAAGUGGUUACCAGUCAUACAUUUCAUGGACUUUCUGGCCUAACUAGAUUACAUGUUGACCAUAAUAAGAUUGAAACUAUCCAUCCUAACGCAUUCAAUGGUUUAACUGCAUUAAGACUGCUUCAUUUAGAAGGAAACCUACUUCACCAGCUUCAUCCCAACACCUUCUGCACUUUCAGUUUUCUAGACUACUUCAGACAAUCAACGUUAAAACAUCUUUAUAUAUCAGACAAUAUGCUUCAAACACUACCAGCUAGUAUGAUUAAAACAAUGCCAUUUCUGGAAAAUCUGUACCUCCAUGGGAACCCCUGGGCUUGUGACUGCCAGCUAAAGUGGUUACUUGAAUGGGAUGAACAAUCAAAUGGUGUGUUAAAAUGUAAGAAGGAUAGAUCAUAUGAAAAUGGACAGCUGUGCCCAAUGUGUUCUACUCCAAAACAUCUCCAAAAUCAAGAAAUUCAGGGUUUAAAGGAUAUGCCCUGUUCGCGUCCUUUUAUCUCCUCCACAUUCAGGAUAAACAACAGUGACACCUCCUCUGAAGAUGAUGAUAAUGAUUUGCCAUCAUUAGAGAUAAAUAAAGGUUUUAUUGGACAUAUUGUUUUAAAUCUGACAGAUGAACAUGGGAAUAACGUCAACUUGGAUUGUCAGAUGAAGGAAACAGAAGACUUCAGCAAAAUUCAGUGGAACCAACUUCAUCCAGAAGAGAUUGAUAUCAACGCAACCUUUGCUGUGGAUUUUGAAUGCCCCAUGACUCGGGAUAACUAUGAAAAAUUAUGGAAACUAAUUGCUUAUUAUAGUGAGGUUCCUGUCAAACUGGAAAGGGAGCUGUUGUUUACAGAUAGCUCCAAAGUUACUUAUAGAUAUAAACAAAAUCUAAACCAUGAUUCCUAUUAUUACACAGGCGUAAAGGCUGUCAUAUCUGCCGAGCCAGAGUGGGUAAUGCAAUCCAUCGUCAAGCUUCAGCUGAAUAGAAGACUGAGCAAUGCUAAGAAAGUUACCCUCUCUUUUUCUACACAACUUUCACAAUCACUUCACACAAAAGAUAUUCAAUAUCCAAAAAACAGUUGGGUUAUGAUAAACAGUAAUGAUCGGACCAAAACAUCUUACAGUGUCAUCAAAGGACAAGUUUGCCAAUUAAACUGCAAUGUGAAGUCUUCAGAAACCCCUACCUACAAAUGGAGUCUGCCAGAUGGGACAACAAUAAAAGCUCCACAUAAUGACCCUAACAAUAGAUAUUCCAUAGGAAUUAGCGGCCAGUUGGUAAUCAAAGCAGCUGAUUUUUCUGAUUCUGGAAUGUACCAUUGUAUCGCCCAAGUAAAUCAUGAGGUAGCCACUUUACCUAUCAGAGUGGUUGUGCAGCCUCCAGCAAAUGAGAUCUCCGAGAGCAAUGUUAAGGUAGUCGCCAAAACCAUUGGUGAACCUAUAACUUUACCUUGCAAUGCCCAUGCCAAUCCGGAUGCUGAUGUUAACUGGAUUUUACCAAACAAUAAUAUUAUUAAUUCAGGGACAAAUAAAACUGGUGCAUACUUUUUAAAUAAUGGUUCCCUCUAUAUUUCAAAUACAAAGCUUACAGAUAGCGGUCUUUAUAGAUGUAUUGCUAUAAAUCAGUAUGGAGAAGACCAUUACAGUGUUCAAGUAACAAUACUGAAAAAGCUUCAGGAACAGCUGAAAAAAGUGACAUUAAUUAAAAAAAGGCCUAUUGUAAAAGUAUCAACAAAAGCAAAGUAUGAUCUAAUAGAUGAUGAUAGGGGUUCAGGAGAGAGAGACAUUGAAGAGGAGAAAGAUAAGUAUUACAAAGUACAGGACAGGGUUAAUAAGGGCAAAGAUAAAGGUUCUUCUGUAGGAAGAGGCCAAGGCAAAUUGAACAGAAAAGAUCGAAAGAAAACUAACACAUGGAAAAAUACAGAAAAAUAUAAAGAGAGUAAUGUGGCUGAAGGAAGAAGGAAAUUUGAAUCUAGGAAAAGAGUAAUUGGAGGCAAUAAGCAGAUUGAUCCUAAGCAAUGGGCCAGCAUUUUAGCCAAGGUCAGAGGGAGAAAUGUUCUAAAAACCACAGAAUUCCCCCUCCUCACCACCCCAAGAGCAACUACUGAACCAGCAUUCACUGAUGAUGUUACAUCACCAUCUUCUCUCCCUAUACCUUCAUCCAUAACAGAAUCAGCAAUUGUUGAAGAAGCAUCAGCUGAUGACGAUGAAUUACUAUAUAUAACAUCUUCGCCAAAAGUAACCAUAAGGCAAUAUGAUGACUUAACAACAUCGCCAGCUGAUACAACUGCAGCAGUGACUAAAGAAGAGUCAUAUGACUAUAAUGAUAUCUCCUUGGAGACAGAAAGUGACGAGUCUAUGGCAACAGAACAACCUGAUUCAGUGAGCACACUUGCCACAUCAAGUUCUGAUAUCUCAACACUUGAAAAUAUUGAUAUAGAGGACACUAUCUACUCAGUAGGUGAGGAGGACUUAAGACCUUUCACGGAAGAAGAAGAUACAAAUACACAGAUAUACGAUACAGAUGACCUUACCGGAACUGUCAGCAGUGAACAAGAAAACCCUAUAUAUGAUUUGUCUACUUUGGAGACUGAAACCUUUGUUACAGAGCAAAAUGUGCCAAUCCAUGAUAUGGAAAAUCAUUUCAUUGACAUCACAACACCUUCCAUUGAUACAACAGAAUUUAGUACAUUUGCAAGGUCCACUGUAUUGAAAUCUACACAAUUUACCCUUGAAGAACCCAUAGUUCCUGAAAAUGAGAAAGAAAAUGAGAUAUAUACCACCACACCAAGCCUUUCAGGAGAAAUAUCUAAUGAUAAUAUAAACCACUGGGAAGUAGAUAAAGAUAUCUCUUCUCCAUCUCCAACCACAACUAGAAUUCCAGAUAAUGAACAAAUUGUUUCUAAAGCCAUAGACAAUAUUAUACCUAAGUUUAGUUUUUCUAUUCCUACCCUAUCUUCUACAACUGCCAGCUACAAUUUGGUACCUAUAUUUUCUGCUCCAGUCACUGAAUAUGUCAGAGAGGAUUCUUUUGAGCCAACUGAAAAAGUUGUGGAUACUAAUGAUAUGCAUGGAUCAGAAAAAUUUUCAGUGGAAACAGGGCAACAAUUAGUGACCACCGCCCUUAAUCCCCAUACUCUUUCUCAUAGUAUUUCCAGUGAUAGAAAACUGGUGACAUCUCCUGUUGUAGAAACAACAACCAUUGGAACAACACCCAUAUAUAGGCAAAUAACAACUACUACCUCCCAGUCUAUAACACAUGGCAACGUCCAGUAUCCUCGAAGAAGAAACCAUGGAAGACGAAAAUUCAGACCAAAUCGCUUUGGACACCGUCAGAAUCAGAUUGUUCCUACAGUGCCUUCUUAUAGGGAUGUAAAUGUUAUCACUCAGAAAUCUUUUGUAAUGGAAUCUGAAGUCAAGACCACUAAACUGUUUAGUCACCCUCUAGAUAAUAGCAUUCAUCAGCCUGCUGAAAUUACACAGCCAGCAGUUAAAUUAACAACAUCUAAUCCAACAGUGCCCCAAAUUUCAGCAAAUGGUAUGUCAAGACAUAUUCAAUUUACUACUCCUGCAGCCGAAACACAAACAUUUAAAACAUUGGAAUCACCACUAGUUGCACCUGUUACAAUUAUGGCAGAACAAGUAUCAGAUGCCACACCUAGCUCAAGACAUGCACAAGAAUAUAUAACAAAGUCAAGCAAAAAUAUAAUAGCAAUUGAAGCAGAACAGCCUUUUUCUUAUACUACCACACCAAGUUACUCCAUUACAUACUCACCUCCAUCAUUGCCUGCAACAGAUUCAGAUACUUCAAAAGAUGCUGAUGUAGAAGUCUAUAUAGAUGUAGAUCAGCCAGUUGUAACAGAGUCAUCACAAGUACCUGUAGAGAAACUACAAGUGACUACUCAUGCUGUUCAGAUUGAAAAUGUAUCAAAAGAUUUAAAUAAUAGACAGAACAAGAUUCUUGAUAGGACCACAAUGUUGCCAGUACAGGUCACACAGACAACUGACCACUUCAUAAAAUAUUUUAACAAUGCAGAAAAAGGACCUAAGCAGCUUCCUACCUCAACAGCAGUAAAAACAACACAAACAAUGACAACCACUGUUAGUAAGGAAGAAAACGAUCACAGAACAUUGUUAUUCCAUUCAGGAAGUAAAGAAAAACUAGGCAAGCCAGUUGAGAAUACAACACCUAAUCCUGGAAGACAAACAAAUGUGUUUGCUUUUACAAAAAAAGCCUUUUUCCCCACAACAUACUUUCACCAAAGGUCCACAGAUAUGCAGUUUGUACCUACUCAACCAUCAUUUUCUAGGAAAACCAUUGAUCAGGACGCUGUAAAUCAGUUUGCCUCAACGGAAACAACAAAACUUGUGCAAUCAAAUAACCCCUCAAAAUUAAAUGAACUAGAUCCAUAUUCUUCCAUCAAAAACAAAAUAUUUGUUCAGCCAAAGCAGGAAAACAUUAAAGAUAUCCAUACCACAAGAUCAAAUAACAGCCUUCUUUAUAACACCAAAUAUCAUCAUAAACCCAGAGUAGUGAAUAACCAUCAUCAUGCAGUAGUUCCACCGUAUUACAAUCCUUCAAGAGCUACUAUAAGACCACCUUUAAUUGGAACUCAUGGACCUCUUCGCUACUUUAUUACUAAUCAGCCUCCUUCAGUAACAAAUAAACCAGAAAUAACAGCUUACACAGCUCAAGAAAGAAAAACCUAUACACCAUUUAUUUCAACCACCCUGCCAGCUACAACAACUACAACAGUGAUUCCAUUAUUCAGGCCAAGGCCAGCAACACCAAAUAAAUAUAACCAAGGACAACGAAUAACACCGUAUUACAGGCCAUUUGGUAAUAAUGUUAUUACUAAUGGUAAAGGCACCGCAAUACGAUUUCCUUAUCAAGUAAAUCCAUACUACAUAAACCCAAGAAACCCUUAUCGUUUUAAUAGAACAAGUCAUUUUCAGUUUACUGUGACAUCCAAACCAAAUAUUCCAUCAUUUGUAGUCCCAGACAAUGUAACGCCUAGAACUUUUACUACAACAUUGAUCACAACACCAAUAACUACCACAUCCCCUGCUCCAGCUGUGACCAAAGUCUUAACAACAUCAACAACGUUAGCUGUGACAACUUCACCUUAUAUUGCACAAACCCGAAUGCCACAGAUUAGCCAUACAUUACAUCCGUACUGGUAUUAUAUUAAUGUUAAUCAAAGACCUCGAUUUACAAUUGGUAAAACAGAAGCAACACCUCAACCUCCUGUUAUCGCCAGAGUCCAAGAAAGUAAACCAAGUAUUAUAACCACUGGCCUACAGUUUGUAUCUCUGCCAUAUGAAAUUAAUGCUAUUUUUGCAUGUGAAACUACUGGUGAGCCUAAGCCCGUCAUUACAUGGACAAAACUUGCCACAGGUGCAGUCAUGACGUCAAGCACCAGAAUACAGCGAUUUGAAGUCUUGGAUAAUGGUACUUUGCAUAUCCAGAACCUUCAGCUACAGGACCGUGGACAGUAUAUGUGUACAGCACAGAACAAGCAUGGCAUUGACAAGAUGACUGUUACUUUGGCUGUCAUUGCUCAGCAACCCAAAAUGUUGUCAUCUCGAUACAAGGAUAUUUUAAUUUAUCUUGGAGAUACAAUCAUAAUGGACUGUAAUUCCACUGGAAUACCGACUCCUCAAAUUUCUUGGAUAUUGCCUGAUCGGAGAAUAGUACGGACAGUUUCCUUAGCAGAGUCUCAUAUCAUGCUUUUACCUAAUGGAAGCUUAUCUAUUAAAGAGGUUACUUUCCCAGACCGAGGAAGCUACAAAUGUGUUGCAAGCAAUGUGGCAGGAGCUGACAGUUUGACUGUUAAGCUUCAAGUAUCACCCUUGCCUCCCUUAAUUCAACAGGAAAAAGUGGAAAAUAUUUCUCUGCCUCAGGGUCACAGCAUAUUUAUCCACUGCUCAGCGAAAGGUGCUCCUCCACCUACUAUUCGAUGGGUGCUUUCAGAUGGAACCCAGGUUAGGCCAUCCCAGUUUGCAAAUGGAAACUUGUUUGUUUUCCCUAAUGGAACACUCUACAUAAGAAAUAGCUCACCAAAAGACAUUGGGAAAUAUGAGUGCAUAGCUGCAAAUGUUGUGGGUGCUACCAGGAGAAUAGUACAUUUAGAUGUAAAUAAAUAUCCAUUAAAUGCUAAAAUUACUGCAAGCUCUCCCCAGAAAACAGAUGUGUCUUAUGGUGGAAACCUACGCUUAGACUGCAGUGCAGCAGGAGAUCCUUGGCCAAGAAUAAUGUGGAGACUUCCAUCUAAACGUCUGGUAGAUUCUUUUUUCAGUUUUGACUCCAGAAUCAAAACUUUCGCAAAUGGAACUCUCAUCAUCUACUCUGUGACUGAAAAAGAUGCCGGAGAUUAUUUGUGCAUGGCAAGGAACAAGCUUGGCGAUGACUAUAUGGUGCUUAAAGUAAAUGUCAUGAUGAAGCCUGCCAAGAUUCAGUUUAAAAAUGAGGUUGACCACAAAGUCACAUAUGGAGGAGAUCUAAAGGUGGAUUGUGUUGCUACGGGUGUUCCAAAUCCAGAGAUUUCAUGGAGUCUUCCAGAUGGAAGUAUGAUUAAUAAUGAUAUGCAAUCAGAUGACAGUGGGACAAGAACACGAAGAUACGUUGUAUUUCAUAAUGGAACCUUGUACUUCAAUGAAGUUGGAAUGAAAGAGGAAGGUGACUAUACAUGCUAUGCUGUGAACCAAGUUGGAAAAGAUGAGAUGAGGGUGAGUGUUAAAAUAGUGGCGGAAAAACCAACUAUUAAGAACAAAACUUAUUCCAUUGUUAACGUGCCAUAUGGAGAUGUUAUCACUGUUUCAUGUGAAGCCAAAGGAGAGCCUGUUCCAAAAAUAACAUGGCUCUCCCCAGCCAGUCGACCCAUACCUACAUCAUCAGACAAGUAUCUUAUUUACCAAGAUGGUACUCUUUUAAUCCAGAAAGCUCAACGAUCUGAUAGUGGAAACUAUACGUGUCUAGCACAGAAUAAUGGUGGGGAGGAUAAAAAGGUAGUGCAAAUUCAGGUAAAUGUCCUCCCUCCCAAAAUCAAUGGAUAUUCUGACAACAUUUUGACAGUUAAAGAAUCUGCAAUGAAAGAUACUCGCUUGCUCAUAGACUGCAAAGCUGAAGGAAUUCCGACACCCCGUGUCAUGUGGGCUUUUCCUGAAGGAGUAAUCCUUCCUGCUCCUUACUAUGGAAAUAGAAUUACCGUCCAUCGGAAUGGAACCCUUGACAUUAAAGUUCUUAGGAAAACUGAUUCAGUGCAGUUGGUAUGUAUGGCAAGGAAUGAAGGAGGGGAGGCAAAAUUAGUAGCACAACUGACAGUCACUGAACCAGCAGUAAAACCUCAAUUUACCAGUGACAAUGAAAAUAUUGUUGUGUCUGAGGGUCAGGUUGGUACGCUUAAUUGCUCAGCUGUAGGGAUACCACAGCCUCAUCUUAUAUGGAUUCUCCCUAACGGAACAGAGAUUAACAGUGGUAGUCACUUCCACAAACUGUUUCACAAGCAGGAUGGCACAUUGCACAUUAGCUCUGUAGCAUUUGCUGAUGGAGGAACCUACCGUUGUAGAGCUGUAAACAUAGCUGGAUCCACAGACAAACUGGUCACUUUGCAGAUUGGACGAAAACCACAAAUGAGUAGCAAUUAUAAUAACCUAGUAAGCAUAAUCAAUGGAGAGACCUUACAGCUUCACUGCACUACACAGGGAGAACCAAGGCCUCAUAUUUCUUGGACACUUCCAAAUGGAAUGGUUAUUGAUGGGCCUCAGGUUAAAGGCCGCAUAUCUCUGUUGCAAAAUGGAACCCUUAUUGUAAAAGACACUUCAGUCUAUGACAGGGGAAGUUACCAAUGCAAAGCAACAACACAGUAUGGUUCAUCUACAAUGAGUGUUCCUGUCAUUGUGAUAGCAUAUCCUCCUCGUAUAACGACCAGUCCUGCACCGGUGAUAUAUUCAAGACCAGGAAGCUCCAUUCAGCUAAAUUGCAUGUCAAUUGGAAUACCAAAAGCUGAGAUUACAUGGGAGCUUCCAGAUAAAUCUCAGUUAACUGCAGGAGCACAGUCCCGCUUGUACGGAAACAAAUUUCUUCAUCCUCAGGGGACUUUAGUUAUUCAGCACUCUUCAAAGAGAGAUACAGGUUAUUACAAAUGCACAGCAAAAAAUAUACUAGGCAGUGACACAAAAUCCACAUAUAUACAUGUAUAUUAAGAUACAUAAAAGCAAUUGUACAGGUAAAAUGCCCGUGACUGCCAUACAAGUGCAAAGUAUACUGUAUCAUUGUUUCCAAUAGACAACCUCCAACUAAUCACAUCUGACAUCUAAGUAUACUCUACAUUCAGUAAACCAUACUAUCUUUUGAAACAAGAAUUAUAAACUAACCAAAGCAAAGAUGUAGAUGUAUGAUAGAUUGAAAGGUUAUAGUUUAAAUACAUAGUUUUUCUUCCUCUUCUGGUAUUUCAUCUGUGUUGAAUUUCUAUUCACAUUUCAGAGACUGUAUCUUAUUGAUGCGUGUGGAUUGGUCUCUGUCAAAUUCUUUU